Gadus chalcogrammus (walleye pollock) is the source of this 1703-nucleotide messenger RNA. RefSeq lists its product as uncharacterized. The coding region runs from base 931 to 1362 and encodes 143 amino acids. The record is from RefSeq and is a predicted model, not a curated record. The transcript is spliced from 7 exons. Gene Ontology annotation, cellular component: endomembrane system. Gene Ontology annotation, molecular function: zinc ion binding; ubiquitin protein ligase activity. NCBI's taxonomy places the organism in Eukaryota, Metazoa, Chordata, Actinopteri, Gadiformes, Gadidae.
CUGAGCGAAGAGAGAGUUGCGAGGCAAAACGACAUCACGUCACAUGAGCAGCGAUCUGUUUACAAACCGAUGAGGAGAGGAGGAGGAAAGAAGAGCCACAGGCAGCGCGCAAAGCAGGCGUCCGAACACCAUAAUGGAUCCGGAGAGGAAGAGGAAAGCCUUUCAUGACAAAGCAGCUGGGAGACAGAAAGGAUGAACCGGAUGCUCGCUGACUUCCUGCAGACAGACGCAGACACACCGAGUCUUUGUCUGGGUUCUUCUGUCCAGUGGAUGAGCAGAUGGUUGGAGGGUUAGUGGGUUCCCUUCUUCCUACAUACGCACAUUCUCGGAGCUGAGAAGACCCCUCCAGCAGAAGACCUGACCCGCUCGUAGGAUCUCGUGGACCAGGGUUCAUGAUUCUUCAGUCUGGGUUUGAGGAGAGUUCGAAGAGCUCUGGGGAACAACAACCUGACGCAUGAGAUUUGAGUCCGAACCCCGCUGGAAAACAGAGACUUGGGUCCGAUUCAGCGUUACUCACUGUGAGUUUUGACGGUGGACGGCCCUCAGACUGGUGUCCAAGACAAAAGGACGAUGAGGCGUGUUGCCAAGGAGGGGUCUUCUCUGUCGUGAGGAGCCACACAAGGUCAACUCCGGUCCGACUCCCCCAGUCUCCAGAUCUCUUGGGACGACUAAUCCAGAUCUGGGAAUGCUGGACAGCACCGACCACUGAGCCAACAGAACUGCCCUCCCCUCCCCCCCAGGGCUUUGUGAAAUCUUCACAAAUCUUCCCAACAUCUGAACGGUCCCUCGUUGGAGAAGCUAGCUGAGGUUCCAGAACUUGACCCUCCUUGCUGGCUGUGGCUCCAGAUUAUCUGGACAGGCUCUGAAUCUGCUGCACUGGGAAUCUAAUUUCAAUGGUGCGACGGCUGUCUGUGUGGUAGUGUGUUCAGGAUGACGUCGGAGCCUAUCUUCCCGUCGGAGCCUGUCUUCCCGUCGUACCACCUCCCCCUCAACGUCUACGUCAUUGUACUCGGGAUCGGACUCUUCGUCUUCAUGCUCAGCCUCAUCUUCUGCUGCUACAUCUUCAGGUUGAAGCAGCAGGGGCCCAGGGAGCAGUUCAGCUACAACGAGGUGGUGCUGAAAGGAGCAGGCAAGAAGCUGAGCCUACUGGGGCAAACGUGCGCGGUGUGUCUGGAGGAGUUUAGGACCCGGGAUGAGCUGGGCGUCUGUCCCUGUUCGCAUGCCUUCCACAAGAAGUGCUUACUGAAGUGGCUGGAGAUCCGCAGCGUGUGUCCGAUGUGCAACAAGCCCAUCCUCCGCCUGCAGCCGGAGCCCCCACCGGAGGCCAAUCAGGACGGGCCCCUGGACCCGGAGGAGGUCUAGACCAAUCAGGAGGGGCCCCUGGACCGUAGGAGGUGUAGACCAAUCAGGGGAGGAGGGGGCGUAGCCACCAGGACCAGGCUCCACCUCUUAAGAACAGGAGCAUUCUAAUGAUUCCAGAUGAGAUGCUUUCCAUCUUCUGGAUUUAUCUUUGUUGAUUGGAUCGAGUGGCACCUCUUAGCGCUGGUCUCCAUGGUGACCCCAGAUACGGACACGCCCUCCUGGACUUUACCUUCAUUGACCAAAUACACAAAAGACAUCGAUGGACUGGGAGGAGACGGUUGUGGAUCUCGUCCCAGUGAUGGACUGGGAGUAUCGUUGGGACAACCCAACAGGACCUGUAG